This is a messenger RNA of Meriones unguiculatus (Mongolian gerbil), 8159 nucleotides long. RefSeq names its product striatin (gene Strn). Gene Ontology annotation, cellular component: dendrite. The transcript is spliced from 19 exons. The coding region runs from base 114 to 2543 and encodes 809 amino acids. The record is from RefSeq and is a predicted model, not a curated record. NCBI's taxonomy places the organism in Eukaryota, Metazoa, Chordata, Mammalia, Rodentia, Muridae. Gene Ontology annotation, molecular function: armadillo repeat domain binding; calmodulin binding; protein phosphatase 2A binding.
GCUGACUGGGGUGUGGGCGGGGAGCGGCGGAGGGAGGAGGCAGGGCUGGCCGCCGCAGUUUGCCGCCGCUGCUGGGCGCAUAGGCAGAGCUCUCCGGGGUUCGUGCGGCCGCCAUGGACGAGCAGGCGGGUCCCGGCGUCUUCUUCAGCAACAACCACCCGGGUGCUGGUGGUGCUAAGGGGCUCGGGCCUCUGGCGGAGGCUGCAGCGGCCGGAGACGGGGCGGCUGCGGCGGGGGCGGCCCGAGCUCAGUACAGCCUCCCCGGGAUCUUGCACUUCCUGCAGCACGAAUGGGCCCGUUUCGAGGUGGAGAGAGCCCAGUGGGAGGUGGAGCGGGCGGAGCUGCAGGCUCAGAUUGCCUUCCUUCAGGGGGAAAGGAAAGGUCAAGAAAAUUUGAAGAAAGAUCUCGUCAGGAGGAUCAAAAUGUUGGAAUAUGCUCUGAAGCAGGAAAGAGCCAAAUACCACAAGUUGAAAUAUGGGACAGAACUGAAUCAGGGAGACAUGAAGCCUCCAAGCUAUGACUCUGAUGAAGGUAAUGAAACAGAGGUGCAGCCACAGCAAAAUAGCCAGUUAAUGUGGAAGCAAGGCCGGCAGCUACUCAGACAGUAUCUCCAGGAGGUCGGCUACACAGAUACUAUUCUAGAUGUGAAAUCCAAGCGAGUGCGGGCAUUGUUGGGGUUUUCAAGUGAUGUCACUGACAGGGAAGAUGACAAAAACCAGGACUCUGUUAUAAAUGGUACAGACGCUGAAGUUAAAGAGACAGCAAUGAUAGGGAAAUCCGAGUUAACAGAUUCUGCUUCCGUGUUGGACAAUUUCAAAUUCCUGGAAAAUGCGGCUGCAGAUUUCAGUGAUGAAGAUGAGGAUGAGGACGUUGAUGGAAAAGAGAAAAGUGUCAUUGAUACUUCAACAAUUGUUCGGAAAAAACCAUUGCCUGAUACCAGUGAAGACCGAGACACAAAAGAAGCUCUGAAGGAGUUUGACUUCCUCGCCACAUCAGAGGAAGGGGACAGUGAGUCUAGAAGUGCAGGCGAUGGAACAGACUGGGAAAAGGAAGAUCAGUGUCUCAUGCCUGAAGCCUGGAAUGUGGACCAGGGAGUAAUUACCAAACUGAAGGAGCAGUACAAAAAGGAGAGAAAGGGGAAAAAAGGGGUGAAGAGAAAAACUACCGAAGAUCUGUUUCAGCCUCUAUCCUAUAUAAAACAGUCAAAACAGGGAUGUGGGAGAAUGAAGCACCAAAGCCCAGGGCCCAAUAGGUCAAAACUACAAGAUAUGCUUGCUAAUUUGAGAGAUGUUGAUGAACUUCCCUCCUUGCAGCCAUCUGUCGGCUCCCCUUCCAGACCCAGCAGCUCCAGGCUUCCUGAACAGGAGAUCAGCAGGGCAGAUGAAGUGGAAGCACUGACAUUCCCUCCUUCCUCUGGGAAGUCAUUCAUCAUGGGAGCAGACGAAGCCCUGGAGAGUGAACUGGGGCUUGGAGAAUUAGCAGGCCUUACAGUGGCCAAUGAAGCAGACUCACUAGCUUAUGAUAUAGCAAAUAACAAAGAUGCCUUGAGGAAGACAUGGAACCCUAAGUUUACAUUAAGAAGCCACUUUGAUGGCAUCCGAGCCCUUGCUUUUCACCCCAUCGAGCCUGUUUUAAUAACCGCAUCAGAGGACCAUACGCUGAAAAUGUGGAAUCUGCAAAAAACUGCCCCAGCCAAAAAGAGCACUUCUCUAGAUGUGGAGCCUAUCUACACAUUCAGGGCUCACAAAGGUCCGGUGCUGUGCGUGGUAAUGAGUAGCAAUGGUGAGCAGUGUUACAGCGGUGGUACUGACGGGCUGAUCCAGAGCUGGAGCACCACCAACCCCAAUGUCGAUCCCUACGAUUCCUAUGACCCUUCUGUCCUGAGAGGCCCUCUGCUGGGCCACACGGAUGCAGUGUGGGGGCUGGCCUACAGCGCAGCACACCAGCGCCUGUUGUCCUGCUCGGCAGAUGGCACUCUGCGCCUGUGGAACACAGCUGAGGCUGCUCCAGCACUGAGCGUGUUUAAUGAUGACCAAGAACUGGGAAUCCCUGCUUCUGUGGAUCUAGUGAGCAGUGACCCGAGCCAUAUGGUAGCAUCGUUCAGCAAGGGAUAUACGAGCAUCUUUAACAUGGAAACACAACAGCGAAUUCUCACUUUAGAAUCCAAUCCAGAUUCAACAGCCAAUUCCUCAUGCCAAAUAAACAGAGUCAUCAGUCAUCCCACUCUUCCGAUAAGCAUCACUGCUCAUGAAGACAGGCACAUCAAAUUCUAUGAUAACAAUACAGGCAAACUGAUCCACUCGAUGGUGGCCCACCUAGAAGCUGUUACAAGUUUGGCAGUUGAUCCUAAUGGCCUGUACUUGAUGUCUGGCAGUCAUGACUGUUCAAUACGCUUAUGGAAUUUAGAAAGUAAGACAUGUAUCCAAGAGUUCACAGCUCAUCGGAAAAAAUUUGAAGAAUCGAUCCAUGAUGUAGCAUUCCACCCUUCCAAAUGCUAUAUAGCCAGUGCUGGAGCCGAUGCCCUGGCUAAGGUCUUUGUAUGAUGUGACACAUCAGCUUCACCUUGUAGCUCUUUGUAAAAGUCAACUGCACAACAGAGAUAUGGAAGACCAGGGCAAGAUUUGGCUUGCCCUGCCCUUUUGUUCUGCUGAGGGAGCACAGAGAACUUCGUUAAAGUAUAGUUUUGAAAUUCGUAUAGUGUUUUCUAAAAUUAAGGUAUGAUCAAGUUGCUGCAAGCUCAGCUGAAUCUUUGAGCCUGAAACUUUCAGAUUUCCCCCCAAAGAGGCACUUUUAUUUCUGAAGUUGUUCUCAUUCGCUAGGCAGGCCUGAGCGAAACAGGUUUAGCUUCCCCCUUUUGAGUAAAUGGGGCAUGCUGUAAUGGAUAAUUAAAGUUGGAUGGCUGGGAGUGUGCAAAACGGAAACUUAGAGAUGCUCUCACCCUGAGACACACUAACCAUACUAGGCAGUCAGCUGUACUGUAUCUGACCUAAUAACCCCACUGUGUAUAGCGACCAGACAGUGUUCAGUUGAGUUUCUAAAGUAGCUCUCCUUUCAGCCGUUCUCAUGAAGCACAUGACAAAGCAUUUCACCUGUUAGAAGGAAGAGAGACAGUAAUAUGUUAAGUAUAUUAUUAUUCAGAAGUGCUAAACAAAUACUUAGUUUGCAAGCAGAUUUCUAUAUUGUAUUACAAAUUUGAAAGUAGAUGUGGUAUCAUUCUAACAUUUAGCCAUUAAGCACUCAUGAUGAAGAAUAGUUUAAAUAGAGUCUGCUUUACUAAAGGUUUUAACCAAUUUGAUAGUUUAUUUUCAAGGGCAAACAGGGCAUCUUUAUAUAAUAACUUGUUUAAAAAUUCACCUCAUUAAUGUGGCAUUUAUAGUACUAGAGUAACUAUUUCAUACGGAAGAAAAUUACUUCCUGGUGGCUGAAAAAGGAGAAAACUAUUUAUCAGCACCCAUAUCUCAACCCAUAUAACUGGUUCAAGUAAUCCUCACUGUUUCUUCCCUGCCUUUCAUGUUCAUGUUGUGUGACACCUACCAUAAACAGUUCAUAAUUAUCAUGUCAUAUAGUCCAAAGCAUAUGUUUACCUCAGGCAGCUGCUUCUGCAGCCUAAUAAGGCAGUGCACCCAUGAAAGUCCUCUCCUAGUGUCUCUGAGAACGCUGUAGCGAUCUAGAUGGAAGAAUUAAUGCCUCUGAUGUCUACGAGGUUCUUUCUCCCCCUUCCCCAUUCUUUAAUUAGAACACACAUUUUAAUGAAGAGUGAAUCAAUAUUGUACCUAGAGAAAACCGUGUCUUAAGACGCCAGGGUUUACAUUUUCCUGUGACCCAUAUGUUCAGCUUUUGGGAAUCUCAGAAUCCUACUGACUAACCUAGGGCCCAGCUAUGCAGACCUCUUACUCAUAACUGUUGGACACUCUUCAUACCCUUCACAGUUUUUCUCUGCUUUUGUCCCAAAUGACAAAGACCAAUAUAAACAUUAAAUAAUAAUUAAUGGCCACCUUUUCACCAAAGUAUAUGCACCAUAGGCUCUCAGUCUUAAAAAUAGUAUACCCAUAAAUAUUAUAACCCAUUAAAAUAAUUCUAUUGCCAUGGCAUUUCUGGUGAUCUAGUCUUGGAAGUAGUAUUCUCCCGAUGAUGUGGUUAAUAAUUGACUUUUAAAAAAUUUCUGCUCAUCUGUCUUUAGAGCUUUGCAUUGCGGAGGCAAAUUUUCACUAAUAUUAAAAGACUCAUGUUGAAUUUCCCUGGUUAUUAUAUAGACGUGCUUUAGUAUUUUAACACAACUACAUUUUAUCUUUGUGCUUUGGUUAACAAGCAGGCUUAAGAGAUUGAUUGGUAUGUGCAAGUAAAUUGAGAUAGACCAAAUUAGCAGGUAAAUGCUUAUAUUUUCAUGUAGAUACAGAGUUUUACAUUGUGGUGGAUGAAUUCUUCCAUCCUUUGUAGAUUGAGCAAAGGGUUUGUUAAUCUAGCAUUCGUACAGUAUUAGAAGAUUCUGGCCAGAAGUAGCACAUUUAUGAUGGCCGACCACAGUUAUUGCUUUAACUGCCUUCCACAGUCUCCAGGGUUUGUCUUACUCUUGUCGCCUCCAUUCCGGAACCCAGGGGAGUCUGCCUCUGUUUGUUCCAUGCCUCACUCAUAAUUGAACUUUUCCUGUUAAUGGGUGAGAGAAAAAUAAUCCUAAAAUAGGCAAAGUGUAGGACAAAUGAUAAAACUGUUGAAAGGUUUUUGGAAGUGUGCUUUGUGCCACUGAAGACUGCACAUAGAAAGAGAUUCUUCUAAAAUAUCCCUGUUUGCUGUCAGCCUAGAAAUGAGCCAAAGCUGUCUUUCAACUAGAUGGUAGCAUGUAUAUAUGUUUGAUUUUCCCCGUCCUAAUGAAAAGUCACAAGAUGAGCAAUUUCAAGAUUCAAAAUCAUUGAAAUGCUUUCAUAAAUAUUUACUGGAUUGUAAAUAUUUGGGGUGAGCUGUUUUGGAAUAGUAUGAAAAUCAACAGGUGGGUUAGGUCCCUGCCUUAUUUUCAUGUGCUAUCGAUGUCUCUGGGAGCUUACAGUACUUCUCAAAACGCAGCUGUCACAUGGAGCUCAUUUGCUACUCAAACCAUAGACAAAUAAGUGAUAUAAUGACCUUCAGUAUUUUUCUAUUGAACAAAUUUAUCAAUUUUUGCCAUUAAACAGAUAAUUAGUUAUGCAAAGUAUUUAGCUUUUAUAAUCAUUUAGUUGUAACUAAAAGGGGGAACUUGAACUGUAUCACUGAUAAUGAACUUUGUGAGAAAUUAUUUGUUUAUCUGACUUUCAUUCCUUCAGUAUUCUUGCUAUAAAUUUCUUUUGGAGAUAAUGAUUCUUUAUUUGAAGAAUUUAUGUCUAAAAUGUAUGUAUAUUUUAUAAAUAUAUAUUAUAUAUAUUAUAGGGAUAUAUAUAAUAUAUAGACUAUAUAUAUAUAUAUCUAAACCAUGGGUGCAUUUUACUGUUUGUGUUUUCAUUUUUGGAGGUAGUAUACUCAGAAGUUAAUGAGUAUGACGAGUGCUGUGCUGUUUGCUUUUACAGUAUAAUAUAUAGUUCUAAGUGUUUAAAUUACUGUAUAUACUAUACUCACUAUAGGCUAGCAUGCUUGUUUUAAAGACUGUCAUUCUAGUUUAUUAAAAUCUGAAUGUAAGAAAACCUGGCUAUUCAAAUGUGAAUUGAAAAAAUUCCAUUCUCAGUACUGAACUAUUUCCAUUGAACAUUCAAGCUUUUUGACAGAAUGUGUCAUCGAGAAGGCAAUAGCUAGAAAGUGAGAGGUGCCUUUUUAAAAAACCUACAAAUGCAGCCUUACAGUGAGGGUGAAGAUUGAAUCUGUGUCAGGGGGUGGGAGGGGGAAGAGAGAGCGUGAUAAGAGUGUGUGUGUGUGUGUAUGUGUGUGUGUGUGUGUGUGUGUGUUCGUGCGGGUGUGUAUGCGCGUGCAGUCUCGCGCCAAUCUGUGAAGAUCCUGAUUUGUGACCGUCAAUGUCUUUUAAUGUAUCUGUUCAACUUUCAGGACUUCAGGGGACAUUUCACGCAUAGUCGUUGUGCUCUUUGGAGAGCCUUACAUGCUUUCUAAGAGUUCUGAAUGUGAAUUUCUAGGAAAUUCAGUAAAGAAUAAAUAGCUGUUUUUGAAUUAAACUGAACUUCAGAUAACAAAUUAUUGGUUCCCCAGAAUUAUGGGAUGUUCACUGAUGUUGUAAUUUUUUUAAAGCUUGCUUUUUUAAUACAUCAUGUAUUUCCCCUAUUCACAAGAGUAUGGCAUAAAAUUCUUAUAUAAUGAGGAUCGAACUAGUAAAAAAUGCUUUGAGAUGAAACACUUGAAAUAGUUAAAAUUCCACCUAAGAAUAAUAUUGAAGACUUUAAAUGACUUCUCAUAUCUACCUCAUUGUCAUUGCUGCCAUUUUUAGUAGAACAAAUCUAUAUGACAUUAGAAAUGAUGGUUGAUGCAAUUUAAAAAUCUGUUGGUGCUUCUCUCAGGCUCUGUCAUCUCAGUUGUACCCUCACACAGCAGACCGAAACGUUUAGGAUUAGUUUUAGUUUUUUGCUUGUUUGUUUGUUUUGUUUUCCCCAAGGAUGGCUUAAAAACACCAUCAGUGUUCUUAGUGAGUGGAGGGAGUUAGUUCCCAGUUGUUACAUCUGUAUGAUAUUUUAACCAAGAAUCACAUUGUUGCUGAAUUUACCUGAAACUUCAGGCAUGGUGGCAUGCUCUUAUAAUCCCAGUACUUGAGAGGUGAAGGCAAUAGGAUUACAAGUUCAAGAUUAUCCUCAGCUGUAUAAGGAGUUCAAGGCCAGCCUGGGUUAUAUAUGAGCCCUUAUCUCAAAAAUAGCAGCAAAAAGUUUACCUGGAAAGAAAAGUAUAAUUUUAUUUGGCUUACUUUAUUCUUUAAAGAAAGUUCUGUCAAUACUCUUAGGUAAACAGUUAUUCACUUUAUCGGCCUAGAAAUUACCUCCAUGACUAUGUUACUUGUUUGUUUAUAUUGCAGUACUUGGAGUGUUUGACACUGGGAUUCUGGUUGCACAAAAGUAAUAUCUGAUGAGGUGUGUGUGUGUGUGUGUGUGUGUGUGUGUGUGUGUGUGUGUGAAGAGAGAGAGAAAUGUAUCAUUUUUUAAAGUCCAUUUUAGAGGAAGAUUAGAAAAUGAAUAUAUCUGUUUAGCAGGUAAAAAUUUGAAUCAGUUUUGCAUUUGCCACUGAAAGCUUUCUAAUUGUCUGUGUCAAACAUGAAGCUAGGUCUCGUGUCAGUGGCCUCCACACUGACCCAGUAUGUAACAGAAACUUUACACCAGGUUUGUUGUUAUGUGUUUAAUUUUGAAAUGUUUAUGUUAGACCAAAAGAGAUCUUUAGGUCCCACUAUUUAUUCUAACCCUGUUCUGAAGUGGUGCUGAGGACUUUUCUGGAUCUUGGCUAGUCACGCUUUCAGAUUUCAUUUAACUGGGACCACAUGCUCAUCAUCCCUCUGGUGCAAAUCAGAAAGUUCGUGUUAAUUUAGAUGAACUUAAUGUCUGCCUGGGUUUUUACCGGGCUGUGAACCAGUGAGUGCCUUGUUAAUGUAGAAUGAUUUUGCCCGUUGUAUGCUAGCUCUUUCUGAAAGGGUCUUAGAGACUGGGAUUUGAAUUGACUUGUGGAGAGCUGCUGAGAUUGGUGAUACAGCACUAGGAAGUCUUUGGUCUGCCAUGUCCCACUCUUCCUGCUUUCUCUUCAUUGUUUGGCUGAUGUUGGCUUCUUGUGAGAAAACAAAUAUAGCCCCUUCACAGACUUUUUCUUUUCAUUCCAGAUAAAGGAGUGCCCCCAUUCCCACCCCAGUUAUAUGAUCCAAUGCCUGUUUCUAGGAAGAACCACUUCUCGUAAUACUGAAAUCUACCACUUAUUUUAUAUCACUAUGAGUUUACUGGAGUGGAUCUCAGGGCAUCAUCAGUUCAGAUUCCCACAUGACCUUUUCUCUCCAACCCAAACCCCCAACUGGUGAGCCCUGGGCCAGAUUGUUUGAUAUUCAGGUGUCUUAAAUUUUAGUUAUAAUAGCAAUUAAUGUAAAUCCAAAUGCUAAUUUUUGUGGUGCAAGAAGUUCCUUUUGUAAAUUCAGGGUAUGGAUAAGCUAAUAAUGAUAUCCAGUUUUGGUGGCUCUAAGUGUAUUAUUUGUUUUUAAAUAAAGUGAACAAAUUAGUUAAUGUGCU